Messenger RNA from Darwinula stevensoni, 4662 nucleotides. The record is from the annotation of a GenBank genome assembly. NCBI's taxonomy places the organism in Eukaryota, Metazoa, Arthropoda, Ostracoda, Podocopida, Darwinulidae.
AUGAUCGGAAGUAUGGGAACGAAAGAAGCCCCGCAUCGAGAGGGGACAGAGAUUGGCCUACCAGACCAUGGCUUGGGCAAGAAUUUAUACCUCCUCAAACAGAAUGACCAGGUGAAGGAACUCCAGACUGUGAUACGGGCAAAAAGCACGUCUCGAAGUGACUUCGUAUUCUAUGCCGAUCGACUCAUCCGAUUGAUUGUGGAAGAGGGAAUGAAUCACCUUCCAACUGCCCCCAAGAUUGUGAUCACCCCGACAGGAGCAGAGUAUGAGGGCCUGGCCUUCCAGAAGGGGAACUGUGGGGUCAGCAUUGUUCGCAGUGGAGAGGCCAUGGAGAAAGGUUUGCGAGAUUGCUGCCGGGCAAUGCGAAUUGGAAAGAUCUUGAUAGAAUCUGAUUUGGACACCCACCAGGCUCAGGUUGUUUAUGCAAAGCUGCCUGAUGAUAUCAAGCGACGCAAGGUCCUUCUCAUGUACCCUAUCCUCCGUACUGGGAACACUGUGAUCAAGGCUGUGAAUGUUCUCAAAGACCAUGAUGUGCCUGAAGAGAAUAUCAUGCUCCUGAAUCUCUUUUGCACCCCAACAGGGGCCAAAGCCAUUCUGGAUGUGUUUCCAAGGCUCACCAUCCUUAGCUCUGAAAUCUGUGUAAAGUACAUUUUAUUGGAGAUGGGUGCCAAGCUGAGUUCUCCUGAGCCUAUCUCAAAAGUGAGUGACCCAAUCAGGUGUCCUGUGAGAGAUGGGGGCAGGGAGAAGGAAUUCCGAAGUGAAUGCCCCAUGAACCAGGCAGAACAUCCAGUCCACCAGCCCCCUGUGGGUACAUGUCCCAAAGCCCGCAUCCCAGGGACCAGUGUUAGAAUGGAGGACUUCAACCUGGACAACCUUAUGCCUCCACCCAAUCAGAGCCCAGCUCCUGACCAGCCAUUCCCUCUUCCUACUGAACAUCUCCUGCUGCUCUGUCAGGUGUCCACAAUCCCAAAGGCUGGGACAGGUGAUGAGUUCUGGAUAUACCCAUCACAGCAGAUGUUCUGGAAUGCAAUGCUACACAAGGGCUGGCGGUGGAAUGAGAAGGACAUCUCUGCUAACGACAUGGCCCACAUCAUCCGCAUACAUAAUGUCAACAAUGAAGCUGCUUGGAAUGAGGUCUUGAAAUGGGAAGCAAUGCAUGCCCGUGAAUGCUGCAACCCAAAACUGAAACGGUUCGGUGGGAAGGCAAGUGACUACUCACCCCGGGCACGAAUCCGCCACUGGUUAGGAUAUGAGCUCCCAUUUGACCGCCAUGACUGGAUUGUGGACCGCUGUGGGAAGGAAGUGCGUUACGUGAUUGACUAUUAUGAUGGGGGACUUGUGGAUCCCCAAAGCCACCAGUUUGCCCUACUGGAUGUCCGACCAGCCAUGGACUCUGUGGAGAAUAGGAUGGUGACACUGAGCUUGAGUCACUACUAUGGGAUGCUGUGGGGGGCAUUGAGCAUGUUGCGAGGGAUUGCAGACCUUGUGACAUCAGUCGCAUUCCGCAUCAUCAACAGUUACUUUCCAGAGAAGAUUCCCCCAAUCCAAGAUCUCCUUCUUCUUGACUCUGCCACAACCCUUGCCCUCAAGAUCCGCCAAAAGAAAGUGACAAGUGAGAGGGUGGUGAAGGCAUACAUAAAAAGGAUACAGGAAGUGAAUGGAAUCCUAAAUGCAAUGGUUGAUGAGAGAUUCAAGGAUGCUCUGGAAGAGGCAAAGGCUGUAGACCAGUUCCUGGCAGAAACUCAAAAGACAGAGGAAGAACUGGCCCUGGAGAAGCCCUUUCUUGGUGUCCCCUUCACCAACAAGGAGUCCAUUGCUGUCCAGGCACUUGACAUUGACAUUCACAUACUACAGGGUGAGGAUGCAGGUGAGUGGGUGGUGAAUCUUGGAGGAACCAAUAAGAGAAGCAUCCAGAAGAUGAUGGACAUCAUUCUGGAACUGUAUGACAAUGGGGUACUUGAUCAGAUCACCUUUAUGCUUGAUAGUGCUCCACUCCACAUUGCCAGUCCAGUGGAGGUCCUAUUCUGGGAAACCAUGGCAACAUGGUUGAUGGAAACAGGGAUGAAGAUCACAUUGGGUCUGGUGAGCCGGAAGGACUGUGUAUGUGAGAAGGAUGCCAUAGUUGUGCAGCUGAUGCGGGAGGCUGGGGCCAUCUCAUUGGGGGUCACCAAUGUCUCAGAAUGCUGCAUGUACUGGGAAUGCUUCAAUCGGGUAUAUGGUACCACACGCAAUCCCUAUGACACCCGACGCACCACUGGUGGCUCCUCUGGUGGCGAGGGAGCAUUACUAUCUUCUGGUGCAUCAGCUAUGGGAAUUGGAUCAGAUGUGGGUGGCUCCAUCAGGAUCCCAAGUCACUUCACAGGAGUGUUUGGGUUCAAGCCCAGUGGGGGGCUAGUGUCAAAUGAGGGACAACUACCUGUUGCUGUUGGUGACAUUAACAACAUGCUUGUCACAGGUCCCAUGUCCCGCUUUGCUGUAGAUCUUCCUCUCAUCUAUCGGGUCAUCCUCUCCCCUCAGAACCUCUCACGGGUCCAGCUUGACAAACAGGUGAAGAUGAGUGAGCUGCGUUUCUUCUACACGGAUUGUGAAACCCUUCCACUGACAUCCCCAGUCGACCCAGAAAUCCGUGAUGGUCUAAACCGACUCCUUGCUCACCUCACCAGUGCCUAUGACAUCAAGCCCAUGAAGGUGAGAGUGAAUGGGAUGAAGCGGGCACUAGAGAUGUGGACAAUGAAGAUGCAAGGGGAAGGACCCUCUUUCUGCAAGGAGAUCUCCUCCAUGCAGCCAAAAGAGGUGAAUCCAUUUGUGGAGGGAGUAAAGAGCCUGGUGGGCUACUCAGACCACACCUAUCCAGCUAUCCUCCUGGGGAUUCUUGAGAAACUCCUCCCUCACACCCAGGAGUUCUAUGACAGCAUCAAGCAACAAGCUGAUGCCUUCCAGAAGGAGUUCCAGGAUCUGUUGGGAGAUGAUGGAGUGUUCCUGUUCCCAUCGUGGCCAACUGCAGCUCCAUUCCACAAUCAAGGCCUUUUUCAGGCAGGCAACUUUGCCUACACAGCCAUGUUCAAUGCCAUCAAGCUCCCUGUUGCUCAGUGUCCCCUCCAGCUCAAUCGAGAUGGACUUCCCAUCGGGGUCCAGGUGGUUGGUUCAAUGUAUAAUGACCACCUGCCGCUAGCUGUGGCCCAGGAGAUAGAGAAGGCCUUUGAGUUCAGGGCAUUGCAAGAAAGGAAAACUUACAAGAAGCUCAGGAGGUCCAUCCUCAGCAUCUUCAGGCUGUUGUGGCUCUCCAAUCUUGCUCAAAUCCCAGACAUGGAGGCGGCGGUCUGUGCCACUGGAUGCAAUCACCGAGCCAAAUCCUCCAAACUCUGCAGAGGAAAUAAUCAGGCAUACUUCAUCCUCAAGUCCAACUUCACGGAUAUUCAAUUACCAGGAUCGAAGGUUCAACAAGCCUUCAACAAGAAAUCAUUGUCGAAGCUGCCCAUCCACCGAGAAGCAAAAAUCAUGGCCGCGGACAGUGAGGCAGGCGGUACUCACGAGGCGGAGGUGAAUGCCAGCAAACCCAAGACAGGAAUUCCUGAAGCACCGUUCGUUGAAGAUGUGGAUGCCUACAUGCAGCAGCCAGAGAACAACAACACAGAAGCUGUCCUUCGCAGGCUAGAUGAACUACACAUGAAAUAUAAGUUCCUGGAUUUGAAUCUCGUUUCAAAGAAGCGAAGACUGAAAACUCAAAUCCCAGAAAUUGAGAAGUCCCUGGAGCUCCUGAAAGAGAUAGGCCAUAGAAGGCUGGAAGAAAAGCCGAUGGAGACGCAUUUCUUGCUUUCAGAGCAACUGUAUGCAAAAGCUACUAUUCCACCCACCAACACUGUGGGAUUAUGGCUUGGAGCAAAUGUGAUGCUGGAAUACUCUGUAGAGGAUGCUCAGGCUCUUUUGGACAAAAAUCUUGAGAUGGCUCAGAAGAACCUUCGUGAUGUUGAUCGGGAUCUUGAUUUCCUCAGGGACCAGACAACCACCACUGAAGUGACCAUGGCUCGAAUCUACAAUUGGGAUGUUUCAACCGGGAGCCCGAACCACACGGACCCCAAACACGGCGGGCAAGUCAGUUUUGGAAAGGACAACGUCGCCCGCAUCAGAGACGGGCAACUCACGGAAGCUGUUAAAGGUACCAUCCCUAAACAUUUGAGGGAGCAUUCUGCAGCAAAUGCUGGAUUGGUUAUCAUGGGCUGCUCCAGCGGUGGACCCGCUGUCCGUGGACGAAGCGACGGACCACUCCUAGUGGUCGUUGAAGUGGACGUUUUCGUGGUGGUUUUUGGUGGCGUUUUGGCUGGAGGUGGUGAGACCAGGGGAGGACUCUUGCUUUUCCGCCUGGUCAAUUUGGUUGGGGACUGGGGACGUCGGCCUGGUUUCGCCUUUUCGGCCCGAUUUGGCACCGGUAUUUGGAUGUCUCGAGAUGGAGACUCUGAUAGCAAAAAGGCUCUUUCGCAGCCGCUCGCAUCCGUCUCCAACACUCGAUCACUGUUAGACGAGGAUGAAGCGCCGCCACUGUCCGUCGGAAUCGUGGAACUGCUGUCUGAACUUCCCACUUCACCAUCUGAUGGCACCGAUUGCCCCUUCUGGUUUCAGUUCUGUGGUUCGCUGGGAGGAUCUCUCAUUGUUCUAGAUCCAUAG